Manihot esculenta (cassava) is the source of this 1976-nucleotide messenger RNA. RefSeq lists its product as uncharacterized. The transcript has 15 exons. Bases 500 to 1714 code for a protein of 404 amino acids. The record is from RefSeq and is a predicted model, not a curated record. Lineage: Eukaryota; Viridiplantae; Streptophyta; Magnoliopsida; Malpighiales; Euphorbiaceae.
UAAAACUUUCACUUGGAAAUUCAACCAAAGGGAAAGGAGAGGUCUUCUUUUUAAUAUAGACAUCUUCCACAGCAAAUGGAAUAGAUUUUCAUUUUCAUCCAAGAUCCCAAAUUUCCCAUUUCAAGAGGUUCAUCAGUGAAACAGAAAACCCAAACUCACCGCCAAUCGCUGCCUUUUUUUCCUUUUCCCGGCAAAUUCCUCAUUUCUUCUUUCCACGUUGUGUUUCAAACUCCAGUAGUCGAUCACGAGUUUUCUCAAUUUUCCAUCUCUAUUAGAGCCCGGAUUUCAUUUUUUUAGGAAGUGGGUUUCUCGUGAUUUAUUGGUUUCUGAACUCCCCUUUUGCCUGAUCUUGCUUUCGCUAUUCAGAUUCUGUUUAUUCAGUUCUCUACCUUUUUCAUGGAAUAUUGGCAACUCAGGACCCAAUAAACAACACACAAGUUUUAAUUGUCACGCUGCUGCUCAUAUUAGUUGUGGAUAUACAGGUACAACUGUCAAUAGAAUGGGAGUCCUUUCACGAAGUAUGGUUAGUAGAAAACCAAAUGAGACAACAAGGCUUAUUAUAACAACUUUUCUUGGAGUAGCUUUUGGCUUCUUUAUAGGGGUAUCUUUUCCAACAUUGUCACUGUCUAAGCUGAAUAUCUCAUCCACCCUUAUCCCUUCCGUUGAUCUUUCAUACAUUGAUACCAGAAAAUUAAGCGUUUCUACUGAAAUGGCAUCCAAUUCUUGGUAUUCAAGAAAGUCUAGUAGUAACGAUGCAACUCAAGUGCAAAAUCUGAAUGGCACAUCAAAGAUUUGGAUCCCUUCAAAUCCCCAAGGUGCAGAAAGACUACCUUCAGGAAUUAUUGCAGCUGAGUCAGAUUUCUAUUUGCGCAGAUUGUGGGGUAACCCUAAUGAGGACUUGACCAGAACGCCAAAAUAUCUUGUAACGUUCACUGUUGGUUAUGAUCAGAAAAAAAAUAUCGAUGCAAAUGUUAAAAAGUUUUCAGAGAACUUCACAGUCCUUCUAUUCCAUUAUGAUGGGCGGGUUAGUGAAUGGGAUGAAUUUGAGUGGUCCAAGCAGGCAAUUCAUGUGAGUGUUCGUAAACAAACGAAGUGGUGGUACGCCAAGCGAUUUCUGCAUCCUGAUAUUGUUGCGCCAUAUGACUACAUAUUUAUCUGGGAUGAGGACCUGGGAGUUGAGCAUUUUAACGCAGAAGAGUAUAUAAAACUAGUGAAGAAGCAUGGCUUGGAGAUUUCACAGCCCGGUUUAGAACCUAACAAAGGUUUAACCUGGCAGAUGACAAAGAGAAGAGGUGAUCAGGAAGUUCACAAAAUAACAGAAGAGAAACCAGGCUGGUGCACUGACCCACACCUACCACCCUGUGCAGCUUUUGUUGAGAUCAUGGCUCCCGUGUUUUCACGAAAUGCAUGGCGCUGUGUGUGGCAUAUGAUUCAGAAUGACUUGGUCCAUGGAUGGGGUCUUGACUUUGCCCUUAGAAAAUGUGUAGAGCCUGCUCAUGAGAAGAUAGGAGUUGUAGAUUCUCAGUGGAUUAUUCAUCAAACUGUUCCCUCACUUGGCAACCAGGGUGAGUCGCAAAACGGGAAGGCACCAUGGCAAGGGGUGAGGGAGAGGUGCAGGAAGGAGUGGACUAUGUUCCAAAACCGGAUGACAAACGCGGAAGAUGCAUAUUUUAGAUCAAAGGCAAUUGAAUCUUCCAAUUCCACGGCUCAUUAGAGGAACAGCAAGCACAGAAGCUGAGUGUACACAACCAUCUCUACUUCACAUAACAUCUGUAGACUGUAAUCAAAACAGUUACUUAUUUACUAAUUGCAGGUUUUCACCUCUGAACCAUAAUGCAUCCUAAAACCCAUUUUCCUUUUUUUUCCCCUUUGUAAAUUAUUUUUGUUCUGUUCCCUCAUUUCUUCAUCUUAAUCUUGUGUUUUCAAAUAAUUUUUUCAUGGUUGUUUCUUGAUGUAAGUUAGUAUUUUUCUUGUCA